AUGUCUGACGAAAAUGCUUCUACUCUUCAAGAUGCUAAUAAAAAAGUUCUUCAAGAUAUGAUAAAAUGUGCGGAACAAAAGAAACGUAGUGAUGCGUCAGGUGAAGCUAUGUCAUGGGUUAUCGAAAUUUUAAAAAAUUCUAGUCCAACAAAUAAUUUUUAUCAGCACGUUAACGGUCCCUCUAAUCAAGUUGUCGAAGUUGAAAAUAUUUUCAAAGGACAAACUGGUGAUGGAAAAUCUUGGGAAAUGCGAUUUACAAUCAAUGCCGAUUUGCCAAAUGAAGCAAGAAAACAUAAAGCACAUUUUGGUUGUGAUGUUUUUUGGAAUAAUGAAAGGGUUCUUGCUACACAUAAAUGGCUUCCAGAUGGUAUGUUGAAAGUCGGAAGACCAACUAUCCAAGGUAUUAAACUAGAAGAAUUUCCGACUGGACAUGAUGAAAAAAAGUUUGAUGAUAAACGUUACGUAACUUGGGAGUCUAUUUCAAAAAAAUAUGCGUAUUAA
Rotaria sp. Silwood1 is the source of this 501-nucleotide messenger RNA. Lineage: Eukaryota; Metazoa; Rotifera; Eurotatoria; Philodinida; Philodinidae. The record is from the annotation of a GenBank genome assembly.